Dermacentor andersoni is the source of this 2040-nucleotide messenger RNA. RefSeq lists its product as uncharacterized. Gene Ontology annotation, molecular function: metalloendopeptidase activity. Gene Ontology annotation, biological process: protein processing. The record is from RefSeq and is a predicted model, not a curated record. Gene Ontology annotation, cellular component: plasma membrane. Lineage: Eukaryota; Metazoa; Arthropoda; Arachnida; Ixodida; Ixodidae.
UUUCCGUGCACACAGGUCACGCUUCAUACUUACGUAUGACAUAAACGUAAUCACUGAAAUGUCCACCAGUAAUAAACUUACCAUCGCCAGUGUUGAUCAUACUAACGUAGAUAAUAAUCAUCAAAGGAUGCUGUCUGUCUGAUUUUUUUUCUGUAUGUUUUGUUCUUCUUUGCCCAGGCUGCAAAACACGCAGUGAAGCUGGACUGCUACGAACUGGCAGCUACCAGGUUCGCUCUGCUCUUCGCAUCGGAGAGCGCCGUCCAGCUCUUCUCGGUUGAAACACGUCAUCGUGCCGAGGCAUUGCUCAGGGAACUGAUCUCCGACAUGGCGGACCUAGCUGGCAAGGCUGCCUGGCUGAGCGACGAGGCUAAAGCCGUCGUUCGGAAAACGCUUCUGGAAAUUGAAGUUGUCCUGUGGCCCCCGGACUUGGCAGCGUCGAACGCGACGCUCUGGAAGUUGUACUCGAACCUCGGCGUAUCUCACGAGCCGGCAAACAACAACAUGGUGGCCGGUGGCAGUGGAAGUCCGCCCUCGCCUCUCUCCUCGACCGGGUCUCUCACGCUGUUCGACCAAUGGCGGCACGCGAGCGACGUCUUCCGGCGACUGCCCGCCGCCAAGCGGGAGCGCAUGCAACUGCUGUGGCAGAACGACGAAUUGUCGCCCUUCUUCUUCGACCGCUGGAACAGAAGGCUGCGGGUUUCGCAGGCCGCUCUGCUGAGCCCGCUCUACCGGCCGCAUUCCGAGGAGGUGCGAGAUGCCGACUACGGUGGCCUCGGAGCAGCCUUCUUGCUGCACGUACUGCGAGCGUUUGAGCAGCCGGCUGCGGACGUCGACGACGGCAUGCUUCCCCGGCUAGACUACGGCGCCGUGGCGCAGAAGGCACGUGACCUCAAAUGCGGCGCCCGCUUUCUCGCAAACCUUCGCGAGGUGGCCGCCCUCGGAAUAGCGUGGCACGCCAUGAAGAAGCGCGGCGCGGCGACCAAGGGACGCCAUUCGCCUGCCGCUGCCGCAACCACGACGGAUGAACGCGGCCGGGUCCACACUUACACCUCGGACCAGCUGUUCUUUCUGGCACACUGCCGAAGCAGGUGCAGAGGACACCUUCCGAGAGAAAGCUUGCGUGGCAAGGAUUGCAACGUGGCUGUGCGCCACGUACGAGGCUUCGCAGAGGCAUUUGGCUGCGUGCGUGGAUCGCCAAUGGCACCAGCGAAUGAGUGCGUCGCUUCGGACUUCCUGUGAGCAGCGAAACGAUCGGAUGCGUGAACAGCGUUUAUUUUUUUUUUCCCAACCGCUGUGCACACCUCCCGUCAUCUCACGCGCCUCAUGCCUGCUCUCUGUAUGUGUGUUGAAUCUGAGUUAUAUUUCCUUGAUUAUCUUUUACUGCUUCUGUGGAGGGACCCACCGAGAAACUCCGUUUAUUGAAAGACGCCUCAUUCUUCUGAUGUUUGAUACUUUGUAUGAAUGGACGCUUCCUUGUGCGUCUCAGGUGGUUCGAUCCGAAAUGGAUGUGGGUACCCUGCUGCUGCCGAGGCCAGUACGCAGCAUCGUCUGCGUACCAUACUGACUGUUACGGGUAUGCUUGAUGCAAGGUAGCGACGAACAGACUUCUGCGACAAUUCGGUUUAGCGUAUUACGUAAAAUGAGGACUCCUACUUGCGCUCGACGCUGAGAAUGUUAUUACAAAACGAUAGUGACUGGGCCAUCACAACAUUAAAGAGAAAUGUGUGUUUGCAAAUAGUGCAACCUGGAAUGAAUGUGCUCGCCAGUGACGUUGAAUAGGACCAGUGAAUGUUCGGUUCGAGAAUGUGAAGUUGGGCUCGUUGGUUUGAGAUAAACGCCGCAGCAACAGGGCCGAAGAGAAACAAAGCGAAAUCCGUGCUGUAUUGCUUUGUCUUUCAUCGGUCCGGUUGCUGCAAUUUUACUGGGUUUUUUUUUUCUAGGGAAGAGUGAAUGUUCGUUUCUUGUUAACAUGUAUGAUGGAACAACACAGCAAUUAAGGUCACUUUCACUUGACUGAAGAAACGUGCAAGAUCUCCGUAC